Molecule: messenger RNA, 762 nt
Organism: Paraglomus occultum
Lineage: Eukaryota; Fungi; Glomeromycota; Glomeromycetes; Paraglomerales; Paraglomeraceae
Source: the annotation of a GenBank genome assembly
AUGUCAACUCUAGUUUCUUGCACAAGCAAUCCUAUAACUCAACUUACCACACUCUUUCAAGACUCCGCUUGGCAAUCGGCCUCAACCUUCUUCACAACAGACGAAACACAUUCGCAGUUAUCUUCCUUCCGUACACACUCGGCUCCCGAUUCAAGAGAUUGCUUCGAGUCCUCGUGGAAUAGUUUCACACAGGACUGGCAACAAUUCCGAGAGACAACUUGCACAAACGACAACGACGAAGAUGAAUUUAGACAAGAGUGGAGUAAUGAAAGUUUUACGCAAUUGUAUAUACAACGACAUGGCUUGGAUAAAAUAAGACAUAAUUAUGCCAACGUUAAUAUUAAUCAUAAUGUUAAUAAGAGGAUAUCUGCUAGAGGUGAAGACAAUGGAAUGACUUUUGCAGAUGAAUUCCUCUCCCUAGACUCUUCGACAACGUUGACGGAAGAAUUUAAGGCGUUCUUGUCAGAUACCACUUCUGAUAUUCUAUAUAGUGAUCUUUAUUCAGCGCACUUGUAUUUAUUGGACCAAUUCCUCUCUCAAUUGCUCGAUCAUGCCAUAGCAUCCACAUGUAAGCCUUCACCCUCAUCCGAAUGGAAUUUCACUAAAUUGUUCUGUUCCACUCGUUGGAAUACCAGAGAGGACGAAAGGACGCUUGAAGAAAAGUAUUUAGAGGGUGUGGCGACUGAUCGGUUGAGUAUGUUGUUGGGACAUUUAGGUAAAGGAGGAAAAAGUGAGUGGGCGGGUGAAUUUUGUAUGUCAUGA